Leptinotarsa decemlineata (Colorado potato beetle) is the source of this 1007-nucleotide messenger RNA. RefSeq names its product sodium-dependent nutrient amino acid transporter 1. Gene Ontology annotation, molecular function: L-amino acid transmembrane transporter activity; amino acid:sodium symporter activity. Lineage: Eukaryota; Metazoa; Arthropoda; Insecta; Coleoptera; Chrysomelidae. Gene Ontology annotation, cellular component: plasma membrane. The record is from RefSeq and is a predicted model, not a curated record. Gene Ontology annotation, biological process: nitrogen compound transport; sodium ion transmembrane transport; amino acid import across plasma membrane.
AUGUUAGAUCAAGCCUAUCGUGAAACAAUUGCUGCCGUUGUCAUCUUUUGCAUCUGCGCCAAAUGUAACUUAGAUAAUGCGAAUGAUUGCGUGUUUUUGUCAGCAAAACGUACUUCAAGGGAGGAAAUCUCAAAGAAAGAAGAGAGGGUCCAAUGGGGAAAUGGUCUGGAAUUUCUCAUGUCAUGUAUUGCUAUGUCAGUUGGCUUAGGAAAUAUUUGGAGGUUUCCUUUCAUUGCUAACAGAAAUGGUGGAGGAGCAUUCCUGAUCCCUUAUUUAAUAAUACUGACAUUUAUUGGAAGACCAAUGUAUUACAUGGAAAUGGCACUUGGACAGUUCUCCAGUCGGGGAAGUGUGAAAAUGUAUGAAAAAUUGGCGCCUGUUUUCAAAGGUAUUGGGUAUGGACAAAUCAUUGGUACAACUUCCGUUGCUUCGUAUUACUGUAUUUUGAUGGCGAUAACUCUAUUCUACUUCAUCAACUCCUUCACAUUUUCCUCCGAUUUUCCAUGGGCUACUUGUCACGAUGAAUGGAAGCCUUACACUGAGUCAAGGAAUAUCACUUGCAUCGAUAAACAUACUAAUGUAACGUCUCUGAUGGAGCGUGAAACAAUAAGUUCAUCGGAAUUAUAUUUCAGAAAAGAAGUACUGAAAGAAAUGGAUGAUAUUUCUGAGAGCAUGGGCUUACCAGAAUGGAGACUGUCACUUUUGUUGUUACUUUCAUGGGUGUUAAUAUUUUUUGUAUCAAUAAGAGGAGUGAAGAGUUCUGGAAAAGCGUCAUAUUUCUUGGCGUUGUUCCCAUAUGUUAUCAUGAUUACAUUACUCAUACGAGCUGCAACACUAGAGGGAGCUGUUGAUGGAAUGCUGUACUUCAUCGAAACUGAUUUCAGCAAACUCCUUGAGGCAGAGGUAUGGUACGCAGCUGUUACACAAUGUUUCUUCUCUUUAAACGUAGGAUUUGGAACCAUCAUUAUGUUUUCUUCAUAUAAUAAAAUCGAUCACAAUAUAAAUAG